Messenger RNA from Loa loa (African eye worm), 2611 nucleotides. RefSeq lists its product as hypothetical. Gene Ontology annotation, molecular function: mRNA binding; RNA polymerase II complex binding. The transcript has 16 exons. Gene Ontology annotation, cellular component: cytoplasm; mRNA cleavage factor complex. Lineage: Eukaryota; Metazoa; Nematoda; Chromadorea; Rhabditida; Onchocercidae. Gene Ontology annotation, biological process: termination of RNA polymerase II transcription. The record is from RefSeq and is a predicted model, not a curated record. Bases 41 to 2611 code for a protein of 856 amino acids.
GUUUCAGAUUGUGAUCAUAAGGAACAGCAUUUUUGCGAUCAUGGCCAAAAAUGCUGAAGAGGCUGCUCUGGAAUACAGGCAAGCACUGGAUGAUUUAAAAGACAACAACAAAAUGCAGAUUAAUUUGAUGACUAUUCUUGCCGAUGAUUACAAUUCAUUUUCCAAGGAAAUUGUUGCAGUUAUUGCUCAACAGAUUAUGAAAGUUAUACCACCUCAAAAAUUAGCUGUAAUGUAUGUUAUGGAUUCGAUAUUGAAAAAUGUAACUGGCGCUGGUAAUUACAAAGAACAUAUUGAAAAGAUUGUUUAUAAAGCUUUUCUGCAUGUUUUUGAAACGGGUGAUGAAAGAACACGUUUGGCACUGCAUAAACUCAGGCAAACGUGGACGGGAAUAUUUCAGCGUUCAACUUUAUACAAAAUAGAUUUGGCUGUAAACGCAAUUGAUCCAGCUUGGCCGAUUGUUACUCCUCAACCAGUUAACACUCCGGUAUCUGGACAUAGGCCAGAACCUGUUGUAAUAACACCACACCAACCUCGAGCAGCGAAAGUUCAUGUCAAUCCUCAUUUUUUGCAGAAAAAUUCUGUUACAGCUACGUCUGCUACUGCUACUGCUACUACCACUGCUACUACUACUACUACUACUGCUACCAGUGCUACUAUUGGCAACAAAUUGCAAAUGAACUGUGAGAAGAAAAAGAUAGGUUUGGAUCCGAGAUUGAUGAAACAUUCGGAUGGAGCGGCAGCUGGCAGACCAGUAUCGUUGAUUGCAGCGAAGCCGGCAAAUGUCAUCGUAAAGCAGGAACCAAUCGACAGCAGUGAUGUAGAUGAAAGAUUAAAUGCACAGCAGACUGGGAACUUGUUGGAUAGUACCGGUCCUCGGAGUUUUGGGCACAGAAAAGAACAAGAACUGGGCGGACGUUCACCGAACGACAUAAAACGUAAAUCUUCGCCAUGUGUAUCAGAUCUGGAAACUGUGGAGAAGAAACCUCGAAUACGUACACCACCUCUAGACAGAGAUCGUCGUACGAAUUCACCUUCUACAUCUUCCUCCAUAAUACGUCCAACAAACGACCUCGGUUCUCAUGCUUUCAUUACAACUGCACGACGCGCACAAGCAGCUUCUAGUGCAAACAUGAUAACGGCACCACCCACUCCAGUUAUAGUGCCAGUUUCUGGACCAGUAAUUUUGCCUGCGAUCCCAUCUACCUCGGGUCCGCUACCAUUUUUACCGCCUAUAAUGCCAACAGUACCUUUACCAAUGCCACUUCCCAAUAUGACUUCGAUUUUAGCAGGUCCUCCUGUAGUACCCUCUUCCACAAAUACGCAAGAUUUAACACGAACCGACUCAAACCAUGUACCACCAAUCAUCAAUAACGAAACUCCGAAGUUGGAAGGUAUUCCAGCAAAUAACAGAAUAUUUGUGGAUGGUCGGGCCUACGAAGUGUCAUACAUUAAUGAUGUCCCAGUUAUCGAAAGGAAUGGUCUGCCGCAUAGGAUCUAUUUUACGGGUGUGCCACGCAAUGUAAUCAUAGAUGGUGCCGCUUACCAACUGGCAUUUGGUGAAGAAAAAAGGGUGAUAAUUGAUGGCGAGGAGCACGUUUUAAGGUUUGGAGCACCAUCGCGUGAACUGUAUAUGGGAACAUAUCCAUUCAAAGGUGCAUUUGGUGGUCCACCAAUCUUUGCUACGAUUAAUGGAAUACGCCAUGAAAUACGAUUGGGUGGACCUCCUCCAGAAGUUAAGAUUGAGCCUGAUCCAUGUUAUGAGCUACUGCGAUAUAUGCCUCGUACAGGAAUUGAUACGUCGAAUAAAACUACAGUCCCCACUGGAAGUGAACCGCAGGGAACAGUCGAUGUUAAGGGUUUGCUUGCUAAACUGCAGCGUACGGGAAUACUUUCUGCUUUGAAUGCGAAUAAUAGAAGAGAUGGAGCAGGAGAGGACUCACCCAAUCGAUCUGUAACACCACCUAUUCCUUCUGAACAUCGUGGUGAGGUAACCGAAAGAUUGCCAAAACCACCAACUGACCUUAAAUCUUUCUCGAUGCGUGCUCUUAGAAUACGGUAUACGUCUGUUGUGGAAAGCCUUCAUCAGAAAAGACGUCUUUGUCCCAACUGCGGUUUGCGCUUUAGUGAGCUGAAAGGUGAAAGGUACCAACAACAUCUUGACUGGCAUUUUCGUGAAAAUCUAAAAUCAAAUGAAAGUUCGCGUUGCCGUGAUUGGUACUUACCAAUUGAUGAAUGGUAUGAAUUUAGUGAACAAGAAGAAUUAACAGCAUCGACAUCAGCAGCUCGUCUUGCUGGUGGUGGGUCUAAUGAUGCAACAAAGGAUACAAACAGAGGAACAUAUAACGUACCGUCUGACACAGUCCCAUCGAAGGAAUGUGGUGUAUGUAAAGAGAAAUUCGAAGAAUAUUGGGAUGAAGAUGAUGAUGUAUGGAAACUUCGGGACUGUAUGCUUGGCCAGGAUGGCAGAAUAUUUCACCCAGGUUGCAUACUAGAUGCAUCAACCGUCCGAAUAUCAGAAGAGGAUAGCCCGAGUGAAGAAGAACAAAAUGAUAAGUUGUCAUUCCUGAAAUCUUUGAAAUUAAAGAAAGAUUUUUCUUCUCUGGAUACUUGA